GACUUUCCGCGUUGUGGGCGGGGCGCGGCCAAGUGCCUGGUACUUUUGCAGCUGGCGUCUCUGCUGACCAUCCCCAGGUCCUGUGUCCUUAGGUCAGAGGCUCACGGGGACCCGCUGAUCCAGCUGCUUUCUCGAAGGCUGUUGUCUAGCUGGUCUUCCACCGUCUGUGGCCUACAUGGGCCUGAAGGACCCCUCUGCGCUUAAGCCGUGGCAUUAAAAAAUAUUUAAUCAUUCAUGAGUUGAGCCUCAUUCUUGAGUUAUGGAUGACAAGGCUUCUGUUGGAAAAAUCAGUGUCUCCUCAGACUCAGUGUCUACUCUUAAUAGUGAAGAUUUUGUCUUGGUUUCCAGGCAAGGAGAUGAGACACCAUCUACAAAUAAUGGAAGUGAUGAUGAGAAAACAGGACUCAAGAUUGUAGGGAAUGGAAGUGAGCAGCAGCUGCAGAAAGAGCUAGCAGAUGUGCUGAUGGAUCCUCCCAUGGAAGACCAACCAGGGAACAAAGAGCUUGUGGAAAGGUCACAACUGGAUGGUGAAGGAGAUGGGCCUCUUUCUAAUCAACUCUCAGCUUCGUCCACCAUUAACCCUGUGCCAUUAAUAGGGCUUCCAAAACCAGAGAUGAGCCUGCCAGUGAAACCUGGACAAGGAGAUGCUGAAGUGUCAAGUCCUUUCACACCAGUGGCUGAUGAGGAUAGUGUGGUUUUCAGUAAACUGACUUAUUUAGGCUGUGCCUCAGUGAAUGCUCCCAGGAGUGAAGUGGAAGCCCUGAGGAUGAUGUCCAUCUUAAGAAGCCAGUGUCAGAUUUCACUGGAUGUAACCCUCUCUGUGCCGAAUGUAUCUGAAGGAACUGUGAGACUCUUAGAUCCUCAAACAAACACUGAAAUAGCAAACUACCCUAUCUACAAAAUCCUUUUCUGUGUCAGAGGGCAUGAUGGAACUCCAGAGAGUGACUGUUUUGCUUUCACUGAAAGUCAUUAUAACGCAGAGCUCUUCAGAAUACACGUCUUUCGAUGUGAAAUACAAGAAGCUGUGAGCCGGAUACUUUACAGUUUUGCAACUGCCUUCCGCCGUUCUGCCAAGCAGACCCCACUUUCAGCCACUCCUGUACCGCAGACUCCUGACAAUGACAUCUUUACCUUCUCUGUGUCUUUAGAAAUAAAAGAAGAUGAUGGUAAAGGUUAUUUUAGUGCUGUUCCUAAAGACAAGGAUAGACAAUGCUUUAAACUUCGACAAGGAAUUGAUAAGAAGAUUGUUAUUUAUGUGCAACAAACAACUAACAAAGAACUUGCUAUUGAAAGGUGUUUUGGACUUCUCCUUAGCCCAGGAAAAGAUGUUCGAAAUAGUGAUAUGCAUUUGUUAGACUUGGAGUCUAUGGGCAAAAGUUCAGAUGGAAAGUCUUAUGUUAUUACUGGAAGUUGGAACCCAAAAUCUCCACAUUUUCAAGUUGUGAAUGAAGAAACUCCUAAAGAUAAAGUACUGUUUAUGACCACAGCUGUUGAUUUGGUAAUUACAGAAGUACAGGAGCCUGUGCGAUUUCUUUUAGAGACAAAAGUUCGAGUGUGCUCACCUAAUGAAAGAUUAUUCUGGCCCUUCAGCAAACGUAGUUCUACUGAAAAUUUCUUUUUGAAACUAAAGCAGAUAAAACAAAAAGAAAGAAAGAAUAAUGCUGACACUCUGUAUGAAGUUGUAUGUCUGGAAAGUGAAUCAGAACGAGAGAAAAGGAAAACUACAGCCAGUCCUUCAAUUCGCCUACCCCAGUCUGGAUCUCAGAGCUCAAUGAUCCCUUCUCCUCCAGAAGAUGAUGAAGAGGAAGAUAACGAUGAACCUCUCUUGAGUGGAUUUGGUGAUGUAUCCAAAGAAUGUGCAGAAAAAAUUCUUGAAACAUGGGGAGAACUACUAUCAAAAUGGCAUCUCAACUUGAGUGUGAGACCAAAGCAGUUGUCAUCUUUAGUGAGAAAUGGUGUCCCAGAGGCUCUUCGAGGAGAAGUCUGGCAGCUGCUAGCAGGCUGUCACAAUAAUGACCACUUAGUAGAAAAGUACCGAAUUCUCAUCACAAAGGAAUCUCCCCAGGACAGUGCCAUUACCAGGGAUAUUAACCGAACAUUCCCAGCCCAUGACUACUUCAAAGACACAGGGGGAGAUGGACAAGAUUCCUUAUAUAAAAUAUGCAAGGCUUAUUCUGUGUAUGAUGAAGAGAUCGGUUACUGCCAGGGCCAGUCAUUUCUUGCUGCUGUGCUGCUUCUCCAUAUGCCGGAAGAACAGGCAUUCAGUGUUCUGGUCAAGAUCAUGUUUGACUAUGGUCUCAGGGAACUUUUCAAGCAAAACUUUGAAGAUUUGCAUUGCAAAUUUUACCAGUUGGAGCGCCUCAUGCAGGAAUACAUUCCUGACCUGUACAACCACUUCCUGGAUAUCAGCCUUGAAGCACAUAUGUAUGCCUCCCAGUGGUUUCUUACGCUUUUCACUGCAAAAUUCCCUCUCUACAUGGUCUUCCAUAUCAUCGACCUGCUCUUAUGUGAGGGGAUAAGUGUUAUUUUUAACGUUGCCCUUGGAUUACUAAAGACUUCCAAGGAUGAUCUGUUAUUGACAGACUUUGAAGGUGCCUUGAAGUUCUUCAGGGUUCAGCUUCCUAAGAGAUACCGCUCAGAAGAAAAUGCAAAGAAACUAAUGGAAUUAGCUUGUAACAUGAAGAUUAGUCAGAAGAAGCUGAAGAAGUAUGAAAAAGAAUAUCACACCAUGAGGGAACAGCAGGCCCAACAAGAAGACCCCAUUGAGCGAUCUGAGCGGGAGAAUAGGCGUUUACAAGAAGCUAAUAUGAGGUUGGAACAGGAAAAUGAUGACUUAGCUCACGAGCUGGUGACCAGCAAGAUUGCCCUGCGGAAGGACCUGGAUAAUGCAGAGGAAAAAGCAGAUGCACUCAAUAAGGAGCUGCUGAUGACCAAACAGAAGCUGAUAGAUGCAGAAGAAGAGAAGAGGCGCUUGGAAGAAGAGUCUGCACAGUUAAAGGAAAUGUGCCGUCGGGAACUUGACAAAGCAGAAUCUGAGAUUAAAAAAAACAGUUCUAUCAUCGGUGACUAUAAGCAGAUUUGUUCCCAGUUGAGUGAAAGACUGGAGAAGCAGCAGACAGCUAAUAAAGUAGAGAUUGAGAAAAUUCGGCAAAAAGUAGAUGACUGUGACCGCUGCCGGGAAUUUUUCAGCAAAGAAGGACGUGUGAAGGGCAUCAGCUCAACCAAGGACGUUUUAGAUGAGGACACAGAUGAAGAAAAGGAGACACUUAAGAACCAGCUGAGAGAGAUGGAGCUAGAACUGGCACAAACCAAGCUCCAGUUAGUAGAAGCCGAGUGUAAGAUCCAGGACUUGGAGCACCACCUAGGCCUUGCCCUCAAUGAGGUGCAGGCGGCCAAGAAGACAUGGUUUAACCGAACGCUGAGCUCCAUAAAGACAGCAACUGGGGUUCAAGGCAAAGAGACUUGUUGAGAGCUGUUGCCUCCAGACACCUGCAGAAAACACGCCACCUUUUGUUGCCUUCUUUGGCCAGAUGUGUGAUUAUGUGGCAUGUUCCAGGACCAGAAUGUACCUAGGUCAGAUCUGUAGAUGCAUGUUGGUAAGUCAGUGGGCCCUGGCUCCACAGCAGGAAGCCUCUGGGUAAGGCUUUCCUCACCGCUGACACCAACAAGCUGCCAGCCCAGCUGAUGAUCUGGACAUACCAGUCACUCUUCAGUGUGCCACCCAGCCUCUUCCAGUGUAGGUCAAACCUCACUCAGCCUAAAGGUUGAGUUUACAUGAUCAGAGUUUGGGGAUCCUCCAGUGUGUUGAUUUUUUUUUUUUCUAAACCUUUAAUUAAAAAAAAUGCACACACACAUAUACGUAUUAUAUAUAUAUUGGGGGUAGGGAUCUGAGAUUAGAGCAAUUCUUCACUGUCAAUGCCAGCAGAGGACCUUCCCCCUCCCCCUCCAGACAUGGUGAAGCACUUUGUUUUUACAUAGGAGGGUUUCCUAGUCAUAGGUGAAGCCACCUAGUUUUGUUAACUGAUCUACAAUGCACAGGUUUUUGGUUUAGCAUUAUUCACGUUCCUGAUCAAUUCUAUGCAAUUCUCACAGUCCUGUCAUGUUUUCGUGUUAGCUGCAAAAACGACUUCAAAAGGCUGGGGUGGGUAACAUGACUGUGAGACUGGAUUAAUCGUUACGUGGACAAAUCUUAUUUUUUUGCUUACGGUGUCAUGUGUACAUAUAUAAAUACCUUUCCCUAUAUGCCCUAUUGACCAUGUUUAAUUCCAGACUAGGACUGCUGAUCUGCACAACUGACUUCUGUGGUUAUUGGACACUUAAACUUUCACUCAAGGUUUAGUGGGCUCUGCUCUUCUUUUUGCCAGCAUGGGGGAGGGGCAGAGCUCCCUCGGUUCUAGAGUGUUUUUUGCAUAGCAAGUUUUACAAGUGAGGAAGACUGAGCUUUGUGUCUUAAGUACAUAUGAGUAUGCACAUACUGUGAGGUCCCCACUGUCCUGGCCUGGUCUCUGUCGGGUGGUCCUCUGAGCCUUCCCCGACUGUGACGAGGUACAGAUCUCACUGUUCCAGAUAGAUGAGCUGCAGGUUUUUUUCUUACUUCAGAGAUAUGGAAUGGUGGUUUUAGCACCUUUUUUAUUAAAAAAACAAAUUUUUUUUAAAUUGACUUUUAAUUUAUGUGGUAAUAAUGCUGACAGGCGGUCUCACAGGUGGCUCGCCCUCUUCUCUGUACUUAAUGUGCAGGUGGCACUGGUUUGUAUAUAGGGACACUUUGGGUUGUUUUGUAUCUUUCCCUGUUGGCUGUACUAACGCUUGCUGAGGUCAUCUGUGGUAAUCCCCUACCCAGCCCACUCCCACCACCACCACCACCUUCUGUCUCUUUUUGUUCAGUUACCAAAACAACUGUAAGACCAUCUAAUACUAGGUGUGUGGACAUUGUGCUAGGGUAAUUUGUGUGUCAACUUAUGAACUGAAAUAUAAACCAGUAAAAUUGUAUUAUUA
This is a messenger RNA of Jaculus jaculus (lesser Egyptian jerboa), 4995 nucleotides long. RefSeq names its product RAB GTPase activating protein 1 (gene Rabgap1). The transcript has 26 exons. The coding region runs from base 260 to 3469 and encodes 1069 amino acids. Lineage: Eukaryota; Metazoa; Chordata; Mammalia; Rodentia; Dipodidae. The record is from RefSeq and is a predicted model, not a curated record.